UCUCCAUCCACCUAUCCAAUACUAAGUUAAACAUAGCUUGAAAACAAUGAAAACAUUGAUGAGCUAUCUUUGGAUGCUACUUCAUCAAGUACUUACAUGCAUCUUCAUCAAGGCAAGAUCAAUUAUGUCAAUCAACAAUGGAGCAAACUACACUUUGAGUUGGAGAUUUGCAAUAGAGAGCAACAACUUAAGGUCAUGGCCUACGGUCCCUCGCCGGUGUUUACCGUAUAUAAAAACCUACAUGCUCGGCGGCCAAUACCAACACGAUCUCGAUAUGGUCAUCGCAGAAAUGCUUACUUACAUGAACUCCAUCAUUCUAAACAAUGAUGGUAAAGAUAUAUGGAUUCUUGAUGUUGAUGACACUUGCAUCUCUAAUCUCAAGUACUAUGAGAGAAAGAACUUUGGAUGUGAUCCAUUUGAUCGAGUGAUGUUUAAGAGUUGGAUAUUGGAAGGAUCAUGUCCUGCAAUUCAUUCAAUGUUGGUGUUUUAUAAGAAGCUUAUUGAGAGGGGUUUCAAGGUUUUCCUUCUCACAGGGAGGCAUGAGGAGCAACUUGGCUCAAUAACAGCCUUGAACUUGCUUUUGCAAGGAUAUGUAGGACAUGAAAGAUUGAUUUUGAGAAGCUCAAAAUACAAGGGACAAAGUGCUGAGAAAUUCAAAUCGGCAAUAAGAAAAGAGAUAGAAGGAGAAGGAUAUAGAAUACAUGGAAAUGUUGGAGAUCAAUGGAGUGAUCUCACUGGAGAAUCUAUUGGUGCUCGGACCUUUAAGUUGCCCAAUCCUAUGUAUUUUGUUUCUUAAAACGUCAGAACCAUUCUAAGCUUUCUUUUCUUUUCUUUUUUUCUCUUGUGAUGAACUGUAAAAGUUCAUGAUUGUUAUUUAAGAAAAUAAAUUAAAAUCAUGAU
Molecule: messenger RNA, 900 nt
Organism: Dioscorea cayenensis subsp. rotundata (Guinea yam)
Lineage: Eukaryota; Viridiplantae; Streptophyta; Magnoliopsida; Dioscoreales; Dioscoreaceae
Product: acid phosphatase 1-like
Exons: 3
Coding region: 47-796 (249 amino acids)
Molecular function (GO): acid phosphatase activity
Source: RefSeq, a predicted model, not a curated record